Messenger RNA from Spodoptera frugiperda (fall armyworm), 1011 nucleotides. RefSeq lists its product as uncharacterized. The record is from RefSeq and is a predicted model, not a curated record. Gene Ontology annotation, molecular function: N-acetyltransferase activity. The transcript has 5 exons. Lineage: Eukaryota; Metazoa; Arthropoda; Insecta; Lepidoptera; Noctuidae. The coding region runs from base 117 to 887 and encodes 256 amino acids.
GUGAGUGUCAGAUUAUAGCGUUAGUUGAUUACACAGUCGCUGCGCGAACGCACGUAUUUGUGCAUCCAGUAACAUUUUUUAGUAUUUUUUUUGUAAUUGUGUUGUUGUUUUGAAAAAUGGAGUGGCUUGUCACGGAUGAUGGAAAGUACAGCAUAGAAUCUCUGUCAGCUACUACUUUCCCCGGGGCAUUACGAGUUAUAACAGAAUCCUUCUUUCAAGAUGAAACUGUGUGUAUAGGAACAGAAGUUAACAAGAAUCCUGUGGCAGCAGAAGAGUUGUUAGAACUGUGCGCAGACGUAGCACUGGAUGGCGUAUCAUUGGUAGCUAUUGCUAUCGACAGCGGAGAAGUUGUAUCUGUGGCUUUCAAUAAGAUACAGGUGGCAACACCAGAUCCUUCAGAAAAACCCUUCUUUGAAAUAUUCGCAGAAGAACGCUGUACCCAACCAUCAUCGCGCGCACUUAUUGAGUGGAUGGCAGAAAUCGACGGCAAAUGUAACUUUUUUGAAAAAUACAACAUCGACUGCAGUCUCGAAAUAAUGUUCCUAGCUACACUGCGAGAGCACAGACAUCAGAGACUUGGCAGAGACCUGUGCAGCGCCUCAAUAGAACUGGCAAAGAAACUGAAGAAUGGACCCGUUUCUCAAAUGUCGGUGCAAGAUUUAGGGCCGAAUUAUUCCCAUAUGCCCGCUAGAAAGCCAAUAACCAGAGUUCCUAAGAUCUGUCAAGCUUUAUGGACUGCGGAGCCAACACAGAAAAUUGGCAAGGCCUUAAAUUUCGAAGUCGGGAUGCGUGUAUCGUUUAAUGAAUUUUACUACGAUGGGAAAUCUUAUGGAGAAAGGUUAGGGAGAGAAGUCUUUGCUGAAGCUGCUGCUAUUCGACUUGAUUGAUGUUUGAGGAUUGAUUGUGUAGAUUAAUACAUAUGAUAGCUAAUUAACGUUUACCGAAUUGGUAUAAAUAAGAAAACAUUCCAAAAAAAAUCCAAAUAAUACAACAAUGUGCAUUUAAUAUUUA